GGGAAAAUGCCACCACUCCUACUCCUGCUGACCUUUCUUCUGCCCCCUGAGGCUGGGACAGGAGAUCAUCUGGGGGGUCACGAGGCCAAGCCCCACUCCCGCCCUUACAUGGCAUUUGUCAGCUUUCUGGUUGGCAAGAAGAGAAAGAGAUGUGAUGGUGUCCUGGUGCAAGAGGAGUUUGUGCUGACAGCUGCUCACUGCAAGGGAAGCUCAGUGAAAGUCACCCUGGGGGCCCACAACAUCAAGAAACCAGAGAAGACCCAGCAGGUCACCUUUGUGACAAAAGCCAUCGCACACCCAGACUAUGACUGUAACACCUUAUUCAACGACAUCAUGCUGCUGCAGCUGAAGAGAGAGGCCAAGCUGACUAAAGCUGUGCAGCCCCUCAGACUGCAUGAGAACAUGGCCCAGGUGAACCCAGGUGACAAAUGCCUUGUGGCAGGCUGGGGGAAGAUGUCCCCAUUGGGCACUUUAGCAAGUAAACUGCAGGAGGUAGAGUUGACAGUGCAGGAUGAACUGAAAUGCAAAUCAGUCUUCCGUGCUUUUUCCUAUAUCACUGAGAUUUGUAUGGGUGACCCAAGGAAAACAAAAUGCAGUUUCAAGGGGGACUCUGGGGCUCCCCUCGUGUGUAACAACAUGGUGCAAGGCAUUUUCUCUGGUGGAAAGGAACAUGGAAGACCCCCAGGAGUCUUCACAAAAGUCUCCCACUUCCUGCCCUGGGUAAAGAGUACCACGAAGCACUUCUAAUAGCAGCCAGAAGAUUGGCCUCCUCUGGGCUGACCAUCUUUUCUGAGGCAGAAGAAGGAA
Molecule: messenger RNA, 807 nt
Organism: Heterocephalus glaber (naked mole-rat)
Lineage: Eukaryota; Metazoa; Chordata; Mammalia; Rodentia; Bathyergidae
Source: RefSeq, a predicted model, not a curated record